Molecule: messenger RNA, 2328 nt
Organism: Adineta ricciae
Lineage: Eukaryota; Metazoa; Rotifera; Eurotatoria; Adinetida; Adinetidae
Source: the annotation of a GenBank genome assembly
AUGGCCGCAGUGAUCAAACUCUUUUUGACACUCGAACCAUCUCUUCGUUUUUAUCUACGCUCGCAACGAAUUGCUGAAAUUCAUGAAGCUCUCAUAUCAUCGUUGAUUAUCUGUCAACCAAAAGAUCCUUUUGCAUGGCUAAUCAGUUGUUUAACCGAAUACCAUUCGUUAUCGUCACAAGAAAAAGCGAGUCUCAAUUGGGAUUAUUUCAUUCCAGAAGUCUAUAAACCCGUCAAUCGACCAAUCAAUGUGGAAAGUUCCUUAAGUUACGUGUUUGCUGUUUGCGACGAUUCAUUAGAACCAAGCGAGCUACAAAUUGGAAUCGCUAUUGGACAUUAUAAAUCAAAAAUACAACGGAACUUAUUCAGCGCUUGGCUUCGUUUUUAUCUUACUCGAUUAGGUCAAAAACGAUCGUUGGAUAGGAAACUACAGGCUGCCGAUGAAUAUUAUCGUGAACGAUGUUUGAAUAAUUAUUUUCGACAAUGGGCACAAUGGGUUUCACAACGUCUCGCACGACAAAAGGCAGCAAUUUGUCAUAUAAAGCAUUGUUCAGAAACGUAUCAAAUACGAACAAUUCUCAACGAAUGGAAUCUCGUUGCCCAACAAGCACGACGAACGCGAGAUUACUUCGAUCGAAUCGAACGUGGAGAGGACAGUCAACAGCUUGGAUACCUUGGUUAUGGUGAAGCUCGUGAUGAAUUAUCGUUGCUCAAUCGCGAAGCUGCUGUUCGAAUACUUGCAUAUUUAGAUGUUGCUGACUUAGCACGAUGUGCACAGGUAUGUCGUAACUGGAAAAUGUUAACACAAUCGUCGAUGCUUUGGGCCAAACUCGACUUACAUCGGACAAGAAAAGUACUAAACGAUCGGCUUGCUAUGCGUUUCAUUCAACGCGCACGACCUUUUCUACAACAUCUCAAUCUCCGGCAAUGCGAUCGGAUCGGUCGUUUAACAUUCGUUGGCAUAAGUAGCUGUAAAAAUUUACAAGAUCUGAAUCUAAGUGAAUGUCCAACAGUCAAUGAUGAAGCAAUUAAAAUCAUUACGGAUGGUUGCCAUAUUCUCUUGUAUUUGAAUCUAUCACAUACAGAUAUAACUGAUCAAUCAUUUCGAAGUCUUGCGCGGCAUUGUCAUUUUCUACAGUUUCUUAGUGUCGCUUACGCUCGACAAUUUUCCGAUCGAGCUUUUGUUUAUUUAUCGAAUGGACGUGGUUGUCGAAAGUUGACUCAUUUAGAUGUGAGUGGAUGUACACAAUUGACGCCUGUUGGUUUCGAAGCUAUCGCUGAUGCAUUUCGUGAACUUGAAACUUUGGUGAUGGAUGAUGUCGGUAAUCUAUCUGAUAAACAUAUACAAAGUUUAUGCAAACGAAUGAAUCAUCUGAAACAUAUUUCUAUGUGGUCAUCUACAUGGCGACUCUCUGGCUUCAGUUUUCGACAACUGUCUGCACUAACAAAGUUAAGCGUAAUGAAAUUUGAUUCAAACAAAUUGAUAACUGAUGAACAUCUCCGUGUUCUAGCUCGUUCAUGUCCUGAAAUAUGUCAUCUCUCAAUGACAGAUUGCAUCUCGAUUACCGAUACCUGUAUGAGAUAUAUCGGCACGUUAAAACAAUUACGCGUGUUAAAUGUAGCCGACUGUUUAUUAAUAAGUGAUACGGGUAUCAAAGCGUUGACUGAAGGUGCUUGUCAAGCUCGUUUACGCGAAUUAAAUCUAACCAACUGCAUGCGUAUUAGUGAUAGUUCAAUAACAAAUCUUCUUCGCAAAUGUAAACGCUUAGCUUAUUUGAAACUAUGUUAUUUAGAUAAAAUUACUGAGACGGGCUUAGAAUUAAUCGGUCAAAUGGAACAAUUAAUCUUGGUUGACUUAACAGGCACUCAGUCGUCGGAUACGUCUUUGAAAAUAUUAGGCAACUCAGGCCAUCUACGCUCGGUAACACUCUCCUCAUGUCGAAAAAUUACCGAUCUUGGUUUAACGAAGUUUGCGACCACAUGUCCAGCACUUGAGCAUUUAAAUUUAUCCUUCUGCGCACAAUUAAGUGAUAAUGCAAUCCGAUCGAUGGCAUUUUGUUGCAAAUAUCUAACAACACUGAAUAUAUGCUCGUGUUCAUUAUUAACCGACAUGAGCUUACAAUAUUUAAGCGGUGUUUGUAAAUACUUGUAUGAAAUCGAUAUAUCAUACUGUCAACUAAUGACAGACAAAGGUUUGAAAUGUUUGGGAGAUAAUUCAGCUUAUCUUAAACGUGUGAUUGUCAUCGAAUGUCCAAACAUAUCACGAAAUGCCAUUGAUCAUCUUCUGCGUAAAAUACCAUAUGUUCAAUAUCAAUACAUGGAUAUAUAA